AUGGAAAAGAGCAUAAAAGUUGGAGUUUCUAUGAGUAGAGUAUUUUCAAGCUUCAAUUUCUUGACAGUAAUUAACCUAAGUUAUACCAAUCUAGAGAAUGAAGGUGCUAUAGCUCUAGUAAACGCUCUCAAGAGCUCUGUUCCAUCUCUUCAAGUUAUAGAAAUGGCUGGAAACAACAUAACCGAUGAGGCGGCUCCUGCUAUUGCCGCUUGUUUGGCAGCCAAGCGACAUCUGAAAAAGUGUAACUUGUCCCAGAAUGAUCUCGAAGACGAGGGAUGUGUUGAAAUUGUAAAGAGUAUGGAAGAUUUGGAGUUAGAAUAUGUUGAUAUGAGCUACAAUAAACUGACAAGAGAAGGAGCAUUGAGUUUGGCUCCUGUUGUUGUCAAGAAAGAAAGUUUCAAGAUGUUGAACAUUUAUGGGAAUAUGAUCUCUGCUAGAGGCAUUGAUGAAGUCAAAGAGAUAUUCAAGAAUUGUCCCAAUCUACUUGGACCUUCGGAUGAGAAUGACUCUCUUGGAGAAGAAGAUGAGGAUUAUGAAGAGAGCGAAGGUAAUAUGGAUGAUCAUGAUGGUUUAAGAGAGAUGAAUGAUCUUGAAGAUUUUGAAGAUGAAUUCGUGAGUGUAUUUAUCUUUUACUAGUUGUUUGUAUUGUACUAAUAGAGAGUGGUGUUGCUGCUGCCAUUUUACUACCUCAAAUCAAGCUCUUUAUCAAGUACCUUUAUUUUGACAAGUGCACGUACCUUUAGAGUGGCUGAAAACAUGAA
Capsella rubella is the source of this 761-nucleotide messenger RNA. RefSeq names its product RAN GTPase-activating protein 2. The record is from RefSeq and is a predicted model, not a curated record. Lineage: Eukaryota; Viridiplantae; Streptophyta; Magnoliopsida; Brassicales; Brassicaceae. Bases 1 to 636 code for a protein of 211 amino acids. The transcript has a single exon. Gene Ontology annotation, molecular function: GTPase activator activity; protein binding.